Molecule: messenger RNA, 5737 nt
Organism: Coregonus sp. 'balchen'
Lineage: Eukaryota; Metazoa; Chordata; Actinopteri; Salmoniformes; Salmonidae
Source: the annotation of a GenBank genome assembly
CUUGGGAAGCUUGGAGUAAAAACCGACGCAGAGACGGAGAACCAAUUGGUUACCAACCAAUAUAAUUUAUCGUAUACUGAACUUCGCCAAAGAGGAGUCCUUUCACAAAAAAAAAAACUUGUCAGAAUGAACAUCUCACAUUUGGUGGCAUGUGGACUUAUGAUCACCCUGCUUUCACUGAGGACAGGGGCGAAGCCUCUGACGCCAGCGCAACAGAAGGUGAGGUCACUUCAUUGAUGUGUGCGCUGUAAUUUGUGAGUGGAAUGCGAUUCUUUGGAUAACUAUUUUUUUGCAUGGUGCGCAGCUAUAGCCGAACUAAUAUUAUUCCACAUUAUGGUGCCCCAAAAUAACAUUAACAACAGAUGCAAGUAUAUAGACUACUGGGAAUGUAUCUCUUGGCAUGCAGACUAUCAAUGGUCAUGUAUCGUAUAUAGCUUAGGCUAUACUAUAGACUAUCCUGUUACCGUUUUUAAUAUUCCUAAUAUUGUUACAGUAAGCCUAUUAUUUAUGUCUAAGACCAUUGCAUUUACAUUGCACUGGUCGUAUUGAAGAUAGACGUGUGUAUCUUUCUUAACAAAUGCAUAGGCUAUUCCUGAAACGAAAGGCUUGUUUUUUUUGUUUUUAGCAAAAACUAUCAGGGCAAUAUAUGGAUAGAUACUGUGUUCUACAGCAAACCUACAGCCACUUGGGCUACUUAAUUGCGUAAGGUUGACUAUAUAUUCAUGCUGGUACCCAAGCGCGCCUUGAGAAGCGCUCGAGUGGACAUAGGAUACGAGGGCACAGUGGCCUUUGCAUGUAGUCUACCCAAAUGACCUUUUGCGCUUCCUACAUGUAACAUACAUGUUGACUUAGUAGGCUAUAUAAGGCAACCAAUCAUACAUUUCUUUGUAACGUGUAUUUUAAACCAGAAAACAUCCCUUUCCCACUCGUCGAAAAGGCGCAUCUGCCAUCAAGAGACUCAUAGCCAAAUAUUUCGAAACUGGAUGUUUUACGCACGAAUAAUCCUCACAGUGACUAAUUCAUAUAGUUUAUAAAUUGUUUUCAAAAUCUCAUCUGGUGCGUUUUUGUUGCCUGAAUAAUCUGCAUUUGAAGACUAUACCCACUGGGCAAAAACGGGUUGAAUCAACGUUGUUUCCACGUCAUUUCAACAACAACAAAAAUCAAUAUGAUGACGUUCAAUCAACGUGGAAAACUGAUUGGAUUUGCAAAAAGUCAUCAAUGUAAGGGAAUUUCGUAAUUUUUUCUAACCAACUUUAAACCUAAAUCCAAUGACAUGGUGACAUUUUUUGUUGAUUUCACGUUGAAUUCACGUCAGUUGACAACUCAACCAAAUGUAAAUUAAAAACUAGACUUUGAACUGACGUCUGUGCGAAGUGGGUCUCCUACUGCACGAGCACCUGUCUUUCCAGCUGCAUCCAAGAAACCCCGGGACUGGGAGACUCAUUUCUGACCCGUGAUAAUCGCUUUAUUCAACCAAUCAGUAGGGUGGGCUACACACCGUUUCCCAUGCGUUAAAGCGCAACUGUAGCCUAUGACCACACACAAAUUCAGGAUUUGGUUUAAAGGAUGGGCCAAUUAAUUGCAGCAUUUAACGUGAUUUCUAUUCAGUAGCUAGUAGCUACACGACGAGUUCUGACCUGUCUUUUGGUUCUUCCCGACGCGAGUCAAGUGUAGACAGCACUAACAUUAGUAAAUGUAGCCUAUAAUUGCGGAAAGGUUUGAUAUGGAACAUAAAUACAUUUAUAAGGCCAGUUGAAAACAAAAGUGUUGGAAAAAGUGCCGGAUAGUGAGUUUACUGCUUGCCAAAGUAGGCAAUUGAUGUCCCGAAUAUGCAGAUUUGUCGUUAAUCAGAAUCAUUCCCAGAUGCGCAAUCUGCUGACAGGUGCUUACCCAAGUCGUUUCCAUGGAGAAUGUAUUAUCUAAAGCGGGUGUCUCUUGUUUCUGUGUUCCAGUCUCUUAGAAGUUUGCUGGGGGAGGAACUGUCGGAGUUCAUGGCGUCGGGCGAGAGAGAGCAGAGGCUGGAAAAAGUGCGCUCCAGGGUACGCUUGCUGCGAGACCUGCGCAUGGACACUCGCGCCAAGGCCAUGUGGGCACGCCUGCUGAACGACCAGCCCAGCGCACGGAGACACAAAUCAAACACCAAGAAAGGGUCCGCGGCCCGGAGCGGUUGCUUCGGACACAAAAUGGACAGAAUAGGAACCAUUAGCGGCAUGGGCUGUUAGAGAAGGCACAUCAAGACUUGUUGGUAAGUAACCUCCCGCGCUAUCUCCCUUUCUCCAUGCGCAAUUGCGCAUCGUGUGAUUAAAUCAGGAGGAACGUACAUCCCCCAACACUUUAGGAUGGGAGACAAAAUGGCGAAUGUAAUAUAUUUAUGUUUAAAAAAAAAUACAAUUGGAAAACAACCUGACAGUUCCAUAGGCCAACUCCAAAAUCCCCAACGUAACUCCUGUGUGCAUUUCAGAUGAGUCACCCAUAGACUACAGAUUGUAAGAGUAUAGAACAGUUUGCAGUAAAUGUCCAUGUAUGCUUGUGGAGGCGAUCAGGUGGCCCCCUUGUGAGCAGGUCAGACUGGCAAAAUGUUGCAAUUUCUCAACCUGGGUGGUGCAUAGACCUUUCAGGGGGCAGGUGCUCAAAUUGAAGAAAAAAAACACAUUCAUAAUUCAUUUCUCGAAAUUCAUAAAAAUUAAAGCUAGCUAACUAGCAGAUUGACAUUCAUCCUCAACACCAAUGAUCAGCUUGAUAGCCCACCCUCUUUUCCCGAUGUCAGUCAUGCAUUUAGGAGGCACUGUAACGACCUUGCAUUUGUGACAAGUGUGUUGUUGCAGAAAUAAAUAGGCCUAUGCUCAAAAAAUGUUAAAACGUUGUGAUUUAUCUUCAAUGCUCUUAAAUUCUUAAAUAAUGACUUCAUAAUAUAGCCUAAUAUUCACAAUCUUCUAACUCACAGUGGCUUGUGUGGAUAUUUUAGUAUAUGGGGUUAGCUGGAGUCUACCUGUGAUGCUACUGCCCUGUCACACACGUUCAUCUCCCGACUGGAGAAUGGAUGGAGUUGAGUCGGAAGGUCGCAGAUGCAGCCGCUCCUCUCUAUGUCUUUCUGCCUCGCUCUGCUGCGCGUAUCAGCCAAUCAGAACCAAUAUUGAUGACGAUGUAAAUAAAAGUGUUAUCAAGUGUUAAUCAAAUGUUAUGCUGCCGUGGCAGUACUGUUGAUAUUUAAACUAGGUAGCUAGCUACACACAAUCGACCGGUGACCGCAUCUCAAGCCAUGCAUGUUUGGAUACUGGGCAUGCGAGCUCCGUAGAGGGCAGCUCGCAUGCCCAGUAUCCAAACAUGCAUGGCUUGAGAUGCGGUUACCGGUCGAUUGUGUGUAGCUAGCUACGUAGUUUAAAUAUCAACAGUACUGCCACGGCAGCAUAACGUUUGAUUAACACUUGAUAACACUUCACAACGUCACGACUAAUUGCGGUCAGUGGGUUCAGAACAACAACGACAAAAACUGUAUACAAAAAAAAAUCUUAUACCACCACCAAAAAAAGGGCACUUUUGGCAAGUGGGAGGGCAAAGGCGCUGGUGCUGGGGAACAGGUUGACCCCUAUCUGUGCACCGACACAUGGCCUGACCUCAAACUUCAGAGUAGGGGUAAAUCCUACAGGCUAAUCCUUUUGGUUGAGGCCUACUGACUACUACAACUCCAAAUGGACUUUUACAAGCGGUCCAUCUAUGUGCUAUCUGCAUGUGCAUUUCCCAUGUGGGACAGUGGGAGAGAGAAUUUCAGGUCCGAACGGUGUUUCCCUCUGAUGCUCUAACAGAACACUGUAUUGACUUUGCGUUUAGGACAAAACCCCGUAGAAUGAGAUCAGGAAUCCCCCUCUUGAAAUGUUUCAAGUCUGUGGGAAGCGAUCCAAUUGGCCUUAGGAAGUCCAUACACAUUGCAGUACAUCGUCAUAAGUAAUCAUGGCUGUUUGGCUGAAGGCCUAAUGGGGCAGGUGUGAACACAAUGAGGACAUGUAGAUGACUUCAUCACCUGGCCACAAUCCAGUCUGCUUUAUCAACAGUCCUUUGGCCUAACACUAAGAUCUACAGUAGAUCUCAGCGUUUGGGCCAAAGGUCGUUGAUGAAGCAGAACGGAUUGUGGAACAAUUAUUACGUAAUUGACCAGUCUCUAGUAGGUAGGAAGAGGAACAACUAGAGAGAGAGAGAGAGAGAGAGAGAGAGGAGAGAGAGAUAGAGAGGAGAGUAGAGAGAGAGAGAGAGAGAGACAGAUCAGAGGAAGACAUCAGAUCUAUAGCGCUCGCGCUCUCUCGAGUCAUGAGUUGCGAUAGAAAAAGAAAACAUUAAGGGCGUAGCAGAUGAGGAAUGAGAAACCUAAAAGCACGCUUGGCUUUAGUGGUUGUGUGGUAAAGUGACUGGGGGGAGGAGAGGCAGGUCUCCUCUCUAUGUAGAUGACACACUCACCACAACCUCUUCAACCUACAUCCACACCACACCACACAGCAUCCUAAGAGGUAUGUUCCAGGAAACCCUUCCUCUUUGCUCGGAUAUAAAAAAGCAAAACAUUAAAGGGGCGGUAUGCAGAAUGAGGCAAUGAGGAAACCAGGUGAAAAGCACGCUUGGCCUUUAUGUGGUUGUGUGUGGCUAACAGUGAAAUCCUGCUGGGGGGGGGGGGGCUGUUGUGGCUCCUGCGUACGCUGUGGCUAACAGACUGUCUAUACAGUACGUGACUAACUGUGUGUGCUUCUUGGGCAGACAACUCUCUUCCUCCCUUUACCAAACUUUAAAGUGAGAAGUGGGAGAUGAGAGGAGUAUUGGACGGUCAAUUCAGGAUUGUGUGAGAGGCAAGGGCUGGACUUCAUGUGGUUGGGUGGAGCAGAGGUGUGCAGUGAGACUGUUUAUUUAGAGAGUUUGUUUUAGUGAGGCUGACAGGUGAGCCGCUUUAUUUUGUGGGAACUUGUCCAUAUCCAUAUCCAGUUUUCUGUGAACAGAUCCAUCCAUUUAGAGGUUUCUGUGAACAGAUCCAUCUAUUUAGAGGUUUCUGUGAACAGAUCCAUCCAUUUAGAGGUUUCUGUGAACAUAUCCAUCUAUUUAAAGGUUUCUGUGAACAGAUCCAUCCAUUUAGAGGUUUCUGUGAACAUAUCCAUCUAUUUAGAGGUUUAUGUGAACAUAUCCAUCUAUUUAAAGCUUUCUGUGAACAGAUCCAUCUAACCGUGUUUUUUCUUCUUUCUUCCCAGAGCAUUCAGACGAUGGGUUUGGACAACUUGGAUUAAGUUGGUCCAUGCCUGAGGAAACAAACCUAAAAAAGUGACCGAUUUUUGGUACGAAAAGCCACCAUGACCAACAUAUUCAAGGACUGAGACAACAAUGAUAAAAGCAACCCAUAUGUAUAACAUAAAGAAAGGCCAACACACACUACAAGAUGGCGGAUCAUGGUGGAAAAACUAGAAACCGCAAAGCUGUAUAUUGUCGCUGCUGCUGUACAUUCGUGUACUUUCAUUCCGCAUAAAUGUAUUUAUGUUUUUAAAACUAUUUAUAUGUUUAUAAAAGAGAUAUUUAUAAAUAUGAGUUUUAUUUAUGCAACAUUUUAAAAUGGAUGCAAACUGCAGGUCAAUUCUGUUUGUAACCUUUUUUUGUCCUAAACAGUUGUAAAUGUUUUCAAAAUGAUUUAAAAACAUUCCAUGCACUUACGAGUCUCCUCCCAGUUUUUGUUUAUGGGGAAAACAUCUCUAGGGCUCUAUUCAAUCUGUAU